GAGUGUCUUGCCGUUCAUUGGUUGUCAAUAUGUUUUACGUAUUGUAAACCAAAACCUUUGCCAUUCACAAAUUCUGCUUGAUUGCAAUUCCAGUGAUCAUACUGUACUCGUCUACAACUGCAAACUUAUUUUUACAAAGGGGUACUGGGGUUAUUUCACUUCACAGUAAUACAAAUUGUUCUGUGGAAAUACAAAACAGAGUUGAAGGCUCGAGGAGAAAGCACACCUUGCAGGAGACAGGAGACAGACCCUGCCAGCAGCAGUGACAUUCCUGCCACCGCAUUCGCAAGGGGAGAAUACUUGAUUUUGGCCUCGUUCAGGAUGGCCACUGCAGGGAUUCCCGAAGAAGUGCUGAGAAAUGAACAAUUAAUCCAGAAACUCGAGGAGAUUGCAAAAGAUGCUGCUCUCAUGAGUGGAAUCUUAAUGCGGACGAAAGAAACACCCAAUGGCUCGGAGGUGGUAGGCUUCGCUCCAUUCACACUUUUCCCCUCACCGGUGCCCAAAGCUCUAUUCCAGCAGGCCCUGGCUGUGCAGGUGCAUUUCAACCUCUUAGUGGACAAGAUCAGCCAGAACCCUGACUUCCUGGAGGAGGCUCUCUCAAGUACAAUCAAAGUGGAUGAAUUUACUGCAAAGCUAUUCAACAUACACAGACAGGUUCUUCAGGAGGGCCACGCUCAGUCAAUUGUCGUUGGUCUUAACCGGUCAGACUACAUGCUAGACCAAGAUGAAGAUGGUGGGACAUCUCUGAAACAGAUAGAGAUCAACACUAUUGCUGCCAGCUUUGGUGGUCUCUCUUCACAGACACCAGAUGUCCAUCGACACAUCCUGAAGGUUGCAAAUCGAUUAGAGGAACGAAAGAAGAUCCUUGACAACAACCCCGCAGCUGGACUAGCAAAGGGGUUAGCCAAGGCCUGGGAACUUUAUGGAUCAGAAAAGGCCGUUGUCAUGUUUUUGGUGGAAAAUGUCCAGAGGAAUAUCUUUGAUCAUCGCUAUGUAGAGAAUGAGCUUUGGAGCAGAAAUAUCCCUGUCAUCCGACGACAAUUUGAGGAUGUCUUCAAAACUGGCUCUUUGGAUCAGAACAAGAGGCUAUUUGUUGAUGGACAAGAAGUUGCAGUUGUGUACUUCCGCAAUGGAUACAUGCCGCAGAACUACACUAGUACACAGAGCUGGGAGGUGCGUCUGAUGAUGGAGAGGUCGCUGGCGGUGAAGUGUCCUGACAUCAGCACCCAUCUGGCAGGCACCAAGAAGGUGCAGCAGGAGCUGGCCAGGCCUGGUAUUCUGGAGCGCUUCCUCCCAGACCAGCCAGAGGUGGUAGCCCAGAUCAGGGCCACCUUUACCGGGCUCUACACUCUUGACAUGGGUGCGGAAGGAGACGAGACUGUUGCCAUGGCUUUGGCCAAGCCUGACCAUUAUGUCCUGAAACCCCAAAGAGAAGGAGGAGGGAACAACAUCUAUGGCCGAGAAAUUUGUGAAGUGCUGGAGGGCAUGACAGACAGCUCUGAGAGGACUGCCUACAUCCUGAUGGACAAGAUAAGACCCUGCCCCGUCCAUAAUUACCUGCUCAGACCGGGCGCGCCCCUCAAACUCAGCACAUGCUUGAGUGAACUGGGCGUCUUUGGGGCUUAUGUCAGACAGGGGAAGGAGAUGGUGAUGAACGAGUGCGUGGGUCACCUGCUGCGGACCAAGAGCUCUGAGCACGCUGAUGGGGGGGUGGCUGCUGGGGUGGCAGUGCUGGACAAUCCCCUGCUAGUCUGAGAGCGCCCUCUGCUGGGGGUUGUGAGGGUGGGGGGAGGGGUGGUGUGUCGGUGAAUAUGCAGAUAAAUCUGUUAGUUGCCAGAAGUGCCCUUAGAUUUGGAAGUACUGUAGGUAAUUCAGAAGUGUCCCUGGUCUCUCUUUUUAUAAUUGAUAUGCAGUUAAAAGUAGGCUACAUCAUAUUUCCAGUGGUCAUAGGCAAUUAUCUGUUUUUGUGGAAAAUAGACCAAACAUACCUGGUAAUCACCAUAAAAGGAAAAUACCCCUAUUUAUUUUGCUUUUUAACAUGACAAGCAUAUUGUAAAUGGCAGUUUAGGUUCUGACUGAAAAGAACAUAGUCUAAUAACUGAAGGGACUAACAAGGAAAACAUUAAUGAGAAUAUUAUAUAUCUGUGUCAGGCUGUAUACAUGCUGACAUUUAUUUUUAAAAUACUUUUAUUAAACCAUUUUACUGUC
This is a messenger RNA of Clupea harengus (Atlantic herring), 2208 nucleotides long. RefSeq names its product glutathione synthetase (gene gss). The record is from RefSeq and is a predicted model, not a curated record. Gene Ontology annotation, cellular component: cytosol. Gene Ontology annotation, biological process: glutathione biosynthetic process. Gene Ontology annotation, molecular function: glutathione synthase activity; ATP binding; glutathione binding. Lineage: Eukaryota; Metazoa; Chordata; Actinopteri; Clupeiformes; Clupeidae.